CGGCGUUGGCGGCGUUGGCCGGGGAUGUGAAGAUGUCAGUGGGCUGUGCCUGCCCCGGCUGUUCCUCCAAGUCGUUCAAGCUGUACUCUCCAAAGGAGCCCCCCAACGGCAACGCCUUCCCCCCCUUCCACCCCGGCACCAUGCUGGAUCGGGAUGUGGGCCCAACCCCCAUGUACCCGCCGACCUACCUGGAGCCUGGGAUCGGGAGGCACACGCCGUAUGGUAACCAGACCGACUACAGGAUAUUUGAACUCAACAAGCGGCUGCAGAACUGGACAGAGGAGUGUGACAAUCUGUGGUGGGAUGCCUUCACAACUGAGUUCUUUGAGGAUGAUGCCAUGUUGACCAUCACCUUCUGCCUGGAGGAUGGACCAAAGAGAUAUACGAUUGGCCGGACCCUGAUCCCACGCUACUUCCGCAGCAUCUUUGAAGGCGGCGCCACAGAACUCUACUAUGUGCUGAAACACCCCAAGGAGGCUUUCCACAGCAAUUUUGUGUCCCUGGACUGCGACCAGUGCAGCAUGGUGACCCAGCAUGGCAAGCCCAUGUUCACCCAGGUGUGCGUGGAGGGCCGGCUGUACCUGGAGUUCCUGUUUGACGACAUGAUGCGGAUAAAGACCUGGCAUUUCAGUAUCCGGCAGCACCGCGAGCUCAUCCCCCGUAGCAUCCUGGCCAUGCACGCCCAGGAUCCCCAGAUGCUGGACCAGUUAUCCAAGAAUAUCACACGGUGCGGACUCUCCAACUCCACACUCAACUACCUCCGACUCUGUGUAAUCCUAGAGCCCAUGCAAGAGCUCAUGUCCCGGCACAAGACAUACAGCCUCAGCCCCCGCGACUGCCUCAAGACCUGCCUGUUCCAGAAGUGGCAGCGCAUGGUCGCUCCCCCUGCCGAGCCCGCCCGGCAGCAGCCCAGCAAGCGCCGGAAACGGAAGAUGUCGGGAGGCAGCACCAUGAGCUCCGGGGGCGGCAACGCCAACAACAGCAACAGUAAGAAGAAAAGUCCGGCCAGCACCUUCGCGCUCUCCAGUCAGGAUGUGAUGGUGGUGGGGGAGCCGACCCUGAUGGGGGGGGAGUUCGGGGACGAGGACGAACGACUGAUCACCCGCUUGGAGAACACGCAAUUCGACGCGGCCAACGGGCUGGACGAUGAGGACAGCUUCAACAACUCGCCCGCCCUGGGCGCCAACAGCCCCUGGAACAGCAAGCCGCCCUCCAGCCAGGAAAGCAAGUCCGAGAACCCCACGUCGCAGGCUUCGCAGUGAGGCCGCCCCCGGCCCCGGUGAGCCCGCGGGAGAGAGGAAGAGGAAUCAAAAGAACUGAGCAGAAACCGAUCUACCUGGAAACAGGAGGGGGAGUCGGGACUGGAAGGUGCCAGGGGGUGGCCGGGUGGGUCUCUGGGUGGCCCUGAGGGACCCCUGGUGCCCCCGACCGUGGGGCCGCCGUGGCUGCCAGGGCCUGGCUUCUCCCGGUCAUCUGCCGCCACUGCUGCUGCCAGCCCUGGAGAGAGGUUGCCACAGCUGAGCUCCAGCAGCCCUGAGCCCCCAGCGGCUUCUCCACAGAGGGGCCCAGCGCCCCCCACCCCCUGCACCCUGCUCUCCUGCCCCCCACCCCCAGCCAGAGCCCGCGGGCACCACCCACAGACCACGUGGGGCUGCCCACUGAGACUUGGGUCGGGACGGGCGGGGCUGAGCCUCUGCUGCCCUCUCACCUCUUCCCCUCCCACAGGGACUCUGAGCUUCUCUCCCCCCUUUUGCAGUUCCUGUCAGGAGGGUAGAGGGUGAUCCAGGUCAAACUGCGGUGGGGAGGGCAGAGGAGACCCCUUCUUGGUGUUGGCAGCUGAGGAGCUAAGUUCCCCCUCGCAUCUCCCUCCCCCGGUUCCCAGCUCCUGAAACCCCUGACUUCUCUCUCUCUCUCUCCUCUCUCCCCCUCCCUCUCUCUUUUUUAAAAUAAUAAUAAUAAAAACAUAAGUUUUAAAAAAAAAAUCGACCCCCCCACUCCACUCGCCCUGCAUUCCUCCUGCCUCUUCCCUCCCUCCUCCCACCCGUUUGGGUUUCCUUUGGCCCCCGGUGGGCGGGUUGGGGGGAGGAGGUGGGCCAGGUCCCUGUUUUCUACAAUUCAGAGCUUCAGACCAUUUUCCUUUUUGGUCCACCGGAAGGGGCCGGGGGCAGACGCUGGGACGGGGAAGGGCUGGUGGAGUCCCCCCUCUGUCCACCCACCCCCCCCGCCCCUGCCCCAGUGUAAAACUUGUGUGCUGUUACCCCCCUCCCUCCCCCAGCCCCCAACUCUACCCUCCUCCCAGCACCGCUUGGGUUUGUGUCCCUCGUGCUUGUAAAUCUCCACACCGUAGAAGAUCAUGUGUAUUAUACUGACCUGUGACCUUUCAAUGUGUUCCGCUAGAGCAGCUGUGUUCGGGGAGCCCUCUACCCACCCCCAGGGCCUCCGUGGGGAAGGGGCGUUGAUUGCCGGUCACACAGUAGGAGCGGGCCUGGCUCCCCUUCCCCUCUGGCCCCAGCCCUGCUGGGGGGCGGUGGGCUGGGGCGGUGGGGGGGGUCCACUGGUGUUCGUCUCCGUAUUUCUUUUUGAGUUGUUUCAUCCCCUGUGUGUUAGGGCUAGAGGAGAAGGGGCCCCCCACAGGGUCAAGAGGGGGUGUUGGUGGGCCUCCCGCUUCCCUAGUCCCCCCUCCGGGAUAGAAAUAGGGCCAGUGGGCAUUGGGCCGCCCCUCGCCGUGCCCACCCACCUGCUGGGCAGGUCACAGGGAGCAUCAUGCCAGGGGGCCUCUGGUGACCACAAGGGGGAGCCCCGGGAUCGCCUCUGCCCCAGAUUCCUGUGUCCAGGCAGAAGGACCUACUGGGAGACUGGGAAAGCUGGGAGGAGGGGAGUGGAGGUGUCCAGGCCUAUCUCCAGGGUGACGGGGAAUGGAAAGCGCUUGUCUCGGAUUCCGGUUACAGCGGCUUGCAGGACCCCUUGUUGCUCCAGAACUCCUUCUGUAGUGCUCAGACCCAGGUGGGGGACAGAGAGAGAGAGAGGGGAAGGAGUGGGAUCCAAGGCUCUACGUCCUUCCCCGAGCUGGGGCUGAUCCCUGAUGCCUGCACCUUCCUCUGCCCUGUUUCAGGACCCUUCUCCACACUGCCCCUCCCCCCCCCAUCCCAUUCCCACCCCCCAUCCUCUCCUCUGCUCUCUCCUAGAGCCCAGGAGAGACCCUCAGCUAAACGGCCCACCACCCUCCCCUGGCUCCACGUCAACCCUCCCCAGCUCCCCAGGCAAUGUAAGGUGGGCUAGGGGGCUCAUUUCCUUGGUCUCCCCCAGUCCCAUCAGGGCCAGAAUGAGUUAGCAGGGGUUGGAAGGUACAGGCAGGCAGAGGUAGUUGGAGGGUGCUCCCCCCACCCCCCUGUGAUGCCUCUUUUUUUUUUUUUUUUUUUUGCAUAGUUUGUGCCAUUUCGGAGUCAUGUAUGGUACCAAUAAAUGACUUUUUGGUUUGACGCUG
Tachyglossus aculeatus (Australian echidna) is the source of this 3484-nucleotide messenger RNA. RefSeq names its product LIM domain binding 1 (gene LDB1). Gene Ontology annotation, molecular function: LIM domain binding. Gene Ontology annotation, cellular component: transcription regulator complex; nucleus. Gene Ontology annotation, biological process: nervous system development; positive regulation of transcription by RNA polymerase II; negative regulation of transcription by RNA polymerase II. The record is from RefSeq and is a predicted model, not a curated record. NCBI's taxonomy places the organism in Eukaryota, Metazoa, Chordata, Mammalia, Monotremata, Tachyglossidae.